GGCCAAUCGAAUAGCGGUAAACAUAAAAGUGUUAAGUCUGACUUGUUCUGACAUGUUAGUAAAGUAACAUUUUGGCUGUAAAUAACGUGGUACUAAGAACUUAACGACACCCUUCCACCAACUGGUCGUAAAAAUGUCACAUUUUUUGCUGGAAACUGAUGUCAAUAAUGCUUUAAGAAUGGAUGUUCCUCUGACCCGUGGGCCGUUGAUGAGAUGGCAGAGAAAGGCAUUGGAGGCAGAUUGCAGUGGAUCGGCAAACAACAGUUCACUAAAUGCCAGUUCAUCAACGAAAACACCCGUGAAAACUGCCAAUCGUUCAGCUGGACAGACCAAGACUCCAUCAACAGCAUCCCAUUCUGGGAAGAAAACGCCCAAAUCUGCAGGAAAGUUAAGAACUCCAAGCAGUAAGGGUCCGAAGACGCCCAAUGCAGGUGAUCGGUUUAUUCCCAACCGGAGCAGUACACAGUUUGAGAUGGGGCACUACAAGCUGGGUGUUGAAUCUGAUGAUGACGACCAAUUAUUAAGCCCAUCACAGCAAGAGUUCCAGCGUGUUAUGAACGGCAACCUCAAUGGUGACAUCCUUGAUUCCAAGAUAAUUGCCUACAAAGCAAAAGCACCGUCAGCUCCUGAAGGAUUAAACAAUAACCUGCGAGUCCUCUACAGUACAUCAAAAUGCCACAGUGCAACAAAAACCAUGCGGCAAGUUCCUCAAGUACCUGAGAGGAUUUUGGAUGCACCAGAAAUCUUGGAUGAUUAUUAUUUGAAUCUGCUCGACUGGUCAGUGAACAAUCUGUUAGCAGUAUGUUUGGGCAGUAGUCUUUAUCUAUGGAAUGCCAAUAAUGGUGAAAUACAACAGCUCAUGCAGAUGGAGCAGCCGGGUGAUUACAUCGGAGCGGUUUCUUGGAUUAAGGAAGGAAAUUUUUUGGCUGUUGGGACUAGCAGUGGGGACGUGGAGUUAUGGGAUGUGUCUCAGGAAAAGAAGGUUCGGACCAUGACUGGCCACUCUGCCCGUGUUGGCUGUCUGUCUUGGAACUCUUACAUACUAAGCAGUGGGUCUAGAAGUGGCAACAUUCACCACCACGAUGUUCGGGUGGCUAACCAUCACAUUGGGACACUUAACGGCCACACACAGGAGGUGUGUGGCUUGAAGUGGUCACCAGAUGGCAGGUACCUAGCUAGUGGUGGCAAUGACAACCUGCUCAAUAUCUGGUCUUCCAAUGUGGAUGAGAUUCAGCCUAUCCAUACAUUCUCCCAGCAUCUGGCUGCAGUUAAGGCUUUAGCAUGGUGUCCAUGGCAACCAAGUCUCCUUGCUAGUGGUGGUGGUACAGCGGACAGAAAUAUUAGGUUCUGGAACUGCAACACUGGUGUCUGCCUCAACAAUAUUGAUACAAAGUCACAGGUUUGUGCCAUUCUUUGGAGUAAGGAACAUCGAGAGUUGAUUUCUAGUCAUGGUUAUGCUCAAAACCAGCUGGUGAUCUGGAAAUAUCCAAAGAUGAAUAAACUGGCAGAAUUAACCGGUCACACUGCUCGUGUGUUACACAUGGCAUUAUCUCCUGAUGGAACCACAGUAGUGUCUGCAGGUGCUGAUGAAACAAUCAGAUUGUGGAAGUGCUUUGCUGAGGAUGAAAAGAAAAAAAAGACACUGAAAUCGACAUCCAAAAACACGUCUUCAGCAAUCUCCCGGGCACUUAUUAGAUAGUGCAAGUUGACUUGUUAAAUGUGCAAUAUUUUAUUAGUCUGAGAGUGCUUGUUAUAAAUCGGGUGGCCCCCCAAAAAACUUUACCCUUACUCUUUACUGAUAAUAUUUUGCACCCGAUAUCAUAUGUGUAUUACGGAUUUAUGGUAAAAAUAAGUAUAAGUGAAAAAAAAGAAGACAAAAACAAAAAGCUGAUGAAUGCUUUUCAAGUAGGGACAGAAUCAAAACAAAAGUUUUACUUGUCUUAGUUUACUUCAGUUAAUGAUCAAUGUUUAUUACACCGCAGUGAAAGAGAUACCCAUGUGAUAUUUAUCGUCUCUUCACAUUGUGUAAUAUGCCUUUUGAGAGGUCAUGACCUCUGAUCAGGUGAUGGACUGUGUCACACAGUACGAACCCGCAUAGAUCUUCAUGCAAAAAGUCUGCAUAGUUCUUUCGAUUCAUAUUUUUCAAUGAAAAAAAUACAUGCGGUGAAUUCUUCUAAUUAAUGUUAAUUCUAUAUUUAACAAAAUAUAUUAUAUUUUUUAAUAAUUUUGUUUAGCCUUGAAUACGUUUAUAAUGUGUAAACUUCAUCAAUAGAAGACGUGUGAUGUAGGAAUACAAAAUUUAGUUUU
Messenger RNA from Gigantopelta aegis, 2307 nucleotides. RefSeq names its product cell division cycle protein 20 homolog. The coding region runs from base 134 to 1699 and encodes 521 amino acids. Gene Ontology annotation, molecular function: ubiquitin ligase activator activity; anaphase-promoting complex binding; protein binding. Gene Ontology annotation, cellular component: anaphase-promoting complex. Gene Ontology annotation, biological process: positive regulation of anaphase-promoting complex-dependent catabolic process; anaphase-promoting complex-dependent catabolic process; positive regulation of ubiquitin protein ligase activity. The record is from RefSeq and is a predicted model, not a curated record. NCBI's taxonomy places the organism in Eukaryota, Metazoa, Mollusca, Gastropoda, Neomphalida, Peltospiridae. The transcript has 10 exons.